GCGGGAGAAAAAAGACGGGGCCAAAAAAAAAGGAUCUGACGCAAUCUUUCCGAGCCCGAACAUUUGCGUGCGGCUUCAAAAAUUCAUGAGGGGGGCGGCUUCACUGCCAACAAAGGCCAACAAAAUAAUGUCCCGCAACGCCGCAGUAACCCACCUCCGCGCCGCGCUCUCGCGCUGGCCCCAAGACGUCCUCCGCCCCGAGACGCAGCUCCCGCGCGCCCUGGCCCCGCGUCUCGAGCGUCUCGAGCGUCUCGAGCAGCAACAGCAGGGCACAUCACAUGCAGCGUCAGCAUCAGGGACCGCAAUACCCACGGGCGAGGUCCAGCAGCUGCGCGAGGCCAACGCGCUGCUCGCCCUACUCGACAACCGCUUCAAGAACCGAUACCGGGUCCGCGAGCAGACCUUCAGGCCGCGCAGCGCGCCCGACUACUACGAUAACCUGAUCCGGGAGCUGGACGAGGCUCCGACACGGUCUGCGUGGUCCAGGUGGAUGACACGCAUCAAGGGCAUGGUGCGGCUUGAGUAGUGGGAGAGAGAGACGUCAGGGGAUAACAACCAGACUUGUAACAAGAUCUAUCGGUGAUGCGCUGUGCAUCUGGAAACGGCGCAAAGGCGGGUUGGGUAUGGUGUACAAAAAGCACGGCACCUUAAAAGUCUUGACAGGAGACCCCUCGAGGGGUAGAUAAAGAAGCAACAACAAAACUCCCAUAAUCAUAUGUAUUUCCCCUCGGGAUCCGCUUGGGCCAUAAACUCGAUGCUCUUCUCGUACAUUGUAAACACGAUG
This is a messenger RNA of Gaeumannomyces tritici R3-111a-1, 784 nucleotides long. RefSeq lists its product as hypothetical. The transcript is spliced from 2 exons. The coding region runs from base 86 to 526 and encodes 146 amino acids. Gene Ontology annotation, molecular function: ribosome binding. Gene Ontology annotation, cellular component: mitochondrion; Cbp3p-Cbp6 complex. Lineage: Eukaryota; Fungi; Ascomycota; Sordariomycetes; Magnaporthales; Magnaporthaceae. Gene Ontology annotation, biological process: mitochondrial respiratory chain complex III assembly. The record is from RefSeq and is a predicted model, not a curated record.